UUCCUAGACAUCGAUCUUUUACACGUAUACAUGUACGUACGUACAUACAUACAUAUAUGUAUACGUACGUUCUUGGAAGUUUUCUAGCACUGCUCGAGGCAGAGGAAAUAGAGCUAAACAAGUUUAGGUGCAAAAAUGGAAGCUCAACUCAACAGCACACUGAGAAAAAUCCUCCUUGUUGUCAGCUGUUUCAUGCUCGCCAUAGGCAACUGUGGUGGCCCUAUAAUCAUGCGUCUCUACUUUGUCAAAGGAGGCAAAAGAAUUUGGCUAUCAAGCUGGUUAGAAACCGGAGGAUGGCCUAUUACUUUCAUUCCACUAACCAUUUCCUAUUUCCACCGGCGCAAAACAGAAGGGCCAAAUACCAAGCUAAUACAAAUGAAAUGUCCGGUAUUCAUCGCCACUGCCGUCAUCGGCCUUCUCACCGGCUUAGACGACUACUUGUACGCCUACGGGUUUGCCCGCCUCCCCGUUUCCACCGCCACCAUCAUCGUUGCCACACAUCUUGGAUUCACUGCUUUCUUUGCCUUACUUCUUGUUAAGCAAAAGUUUACAGCAUAUUCAGUAAACGCCAUCGUUUUGUUGAGCGUGGGAUCGGGGGUUUUGGCUUUGCAUACAAGCAGCGAUCGGCCUAAGGGUGAGUCGACUAAGUUGUACGUUUUAGGGUUCAUCAUGACGCUUGCAGCCGCGGCUUUGUACGGCUUGGUUUUGCCAAUGGUGGAGUUGAUGUACAUCAAGGCAAAGCAGGCGAUUACUUACACUUUGCUGUUGGAAAUUAAUUUGGUUAUGUGUUUUUUUGCCACUGUUUUCUGCACUGUUGGGAUGCUCGUCAACCGGGAUUUUCAGGCAAUGCCAAGGGAGGCAAAAGCAUAUGAAUUAGGAGAAGCCAAGUACUACGUUGUAAUAAUAUGGGAUGCCAUCAUUUGGCAGUUCUUCUUCUUGGGAGUAAUUGGAGUCAUAUUUUGUGCUUCAUCUUUGCUGUCCGCCAUUAUCAUUGCCUCUUUGCUCCCAGUCACCGGAGCUAUAGCAGUAGUUGCCUUCGACGAAAAAUUUCCCCCAGAAAAGGGUGUUGCUCUUUUCCUCUCUCUUUGGGGAUUUGUUUCCUACUUCUACGGUGCAAUUAAGCACAAGAGGCCCAAGGAGGAGAUAGAGGAUCACAAGAUUAAUCAAUCUCAAGCAACAGAGAUGUCUCCAAUCGUUGCCCCAUGAAUUGAUGAUUCUCUUCUAAUUAUUAGUGAAAGUUUGCUUCAAGUUCAAUAGACAUGUUACUCAACUCGUAGUUGUAAAAUGAACAUAGGCAAUAAGCAACAUUUUUCCUUCCCCUCGCCACCCUCCCCCACUUUAUUUGUUUUAAUAUGCCAGCCGUGAAAACUUAAAAAGCUUUAUCCUCAA
Messenger RNA from Coffea eugenioides, 1389 nucleotides. RefSeq names its product purine permease 3-like. Bases 136 to 1206 code for a protein of 356 amino acids. The transcript has 2 exons. NCBI's taxonomy places the organism in Eukaryota, Viridiplantae, Streptophyta, Magnoliopsida, Gentianales, Rubiaceae. Gene Ontology annotation, cellular component: membrane. The record is from RefSeq and is a predicted model, not a curated record. Gene Ontology annotation, molecular function: purine nucleoside transmembrane transporter activity.